AUGAGCCAACUUCCAGUGUCUGGGCCCGAUUCGGUACGAGUCACGGUCAAAGCCAACGGCAUCACCAUCAUCACCAUCAAUCGGCCGCACCGCAGAAAUGCCGUUGAUCACCUUACGGGCAAGAGACUCGCCGAGGCCUUCCUUUCCUUUGAGAACGAUCCCGCACAGAAAGUCGCCGUCUUCCAUGGCGACCAUGGCGUCUUCUGCGCCGGGUCAGACCUUCACGAGAUGGCCAAACGACACAAAGACGGGGCGCACUUCGACGGUCCGUACUUCCUGGCCGAUCCCGUAAAGGGACGCAACUUGGGACCAAUGGGGCCGUCACGGAUGCAGAUCAGGAAACCCGUCAUCAGCGCUGUGGCCGGCUGGGCCGUGGCGGGCGGCCUGGAGCUCAGUCUGCUCGGCGACAUGCGCGUGGUCGAGGAGGACGCAAUCAUGGGCGUCUAUUGUCGCCGAUGGGGCAUACCGCUGCUCGAUGGCGGUACGGUUCGUCUCCAGGCCGUGGUCGGGCUCGGUCGCGCACUCGACAUGAUCCUGACCGGCCGAGGCGUUGGUGCCAAAGAGGCCUAUCAGAUGGGCCUGGCGAACCGCGUCGUCCCCAAGGGCAGGUCCCUCGACGAGGCUGUGAAGAUCGCCGAGGAGCUCAUCCGGUUCCCGCAGCUGUGUGUAAACGUCGACCGGGACAACUGCUACUACUCGGUGUACAAUGCUCGCUCGUUCGAAGAUGCCCUCGCGCAUGAAUUCGAAAACGGCAUCAAGGUCUUCGACGCCGAGUCCGUCACGGGCGCCGGCAGGUUCAGCAGUGGGAUCGGCCGUCACGGGAGCUUUGCAAAGCUGUGA
Messenger RNA from Cladophialophora immunda, 840 nucleotides. RefSeq lists its product as uncharacterized. The transcript has a single exon. Lineage: Eukaryota; Fungi; Ascomycota; Eurotiomycetes; Chaetothyriales; Herpotrichiellaceae. The coding region runs from base 1 to 840 and encodes 279 amino acids. The record is from RefSeq and is a predicted model, not a curated record.